UUUGUAAGAAGGUAGCUUAAAGUAGCUAAAAAUACAAUUAAACCUCCACAUCCAUUUUUCCCAACAUCAGUUAAAUUAUAAGUUCUGAGAUCUCGUGUUACAAGCUUCAAAAAAAUGGAUUUUACCUUUGCAUGUGAUCAUAUGGUCACUCUAUCGCCAAAGGGGAAUUUAUUCGAAUUUUUUUCUUGGGAAUUUCCAAAUGAAUAUAUUACAUAUAAAGUCAUUGACGGAAAAUUUUGUGCAGUUUUAUACAAGAUAAAAAUGUAACACGAAGUGCAGAAAAAGCUUCGUUGUUUGAGUGUUUUUAUUUGUCCUAGGAUAAACAUUAGACACAGUUUAAUCAAUUUCUUAUAAAAGUAUAGUUAUCAGUUUAAAGAUGGGGAUUAUCUACAGUACAGACAAACCUAAAGUUAUGAAAUUUGACACUGUGGAUGCUUUAACGAAGGACCAAGCAUUAAAAGCUCUCAUUAAUCACACAAACAAUCUACAUGCUAUUGUGUCCGCUUGUCAAGUCAAAUUUUGUGAGCAAAAAUUUGGCACGAAAACAUACGAUGUCAUAUUUACACCACAAUGCAUUCAACCAGAUGAAGAUUUUUUCUCAAAACAUGGAAACAGUGAGAAGCCGGUGGCCCUUUGUUAUUACAAAGGCGCAUUUUUAUCACUAGAGGAUGCUAUCAAAGAUUUAGUUGAGCAAGAAAAACAUAUAAACCCACGCAGUAGUCUACUAAAACAACUUAAGAACAUAGAGUGCCAUCUGUCAGAUCAUUUGACAUUUUUAUCAGAAACAAUUGACAUUGUCCUUGAACAGAGUCCAAAACAUAUAAAACAAGUGCCGUCAACAUAUUCCAAACACAUAAUGGAAAGAGAGAAGUCGGCAUUUCUCCAAUUUGUAAUGGAAAGUGGAAUGGAAAACGAUGUUUGUAAAAGAUCGGCUCCAAAUCAAUGUGGAAAUAACGUUGUUGGCUUUGUAACCAUCAGAGAUUUAGGAUUAUGUUUGCAAAAGUUGCGAGGGUGCGCUCUUAAUUUGGAUGUCUAGAGACAUCAGCAUCAUGUAUAUAUAUUGUGAAAGCCAUGUAAAGAACAUCAGCUCAGAAGCGGUGGAAAAUUGUAAAUAAACUUCGACAUAAAUGUGCAUUAUGAAAACGUCAGCAUGAUCUCAAUGAGAAUAACAUUGUUAGAGAGCUAUGGAUAAUAUCAUUAAUAGUAUUUAUUUACAAAAAACUAAAAAACAAACAUUUAAUAUAAUUAAUAUCUAUAGACCUAGAAAUAAAUGUUUGUAAUAAUUAUUAACAAGAGUACUUGUAAUUCCUUUCUUGUACAAUGCUCUUAUUUAUCUCUACUUGAAAGAUAACAAAUCGAAGUUA
Messenger RNA from Hydractinia symbiolongicarpus, 1364 nucleotides. RefSeq lists its product as uncharacterized. The record is from RefSeq and is a predicted model, not a curated record. The transcript is spliced from 2 exons. NCBI's taxonomy places the organism in Eukaryota, Metazoa, Cnidaria, Hydrozoa, Anthoathecata, Hydractiniidae. Bases 377 to 1036 code for a protein of 219 amino acids.